UACUGAGACUAAAUCUUAUGAGCCAUUUCAAAGUGAACUAGGUGUUGUCGAAGAACUGGUGGUACGAGGACAGAAAAUGGUGAUUCCAAAAUCAUUGCGGAAUAGAUUUCUUCAAUUAGCACAUGAAGGACAUCCAGGUGAAUCAGCAAUGAAGCGAAGAUUACGUGAAAGAGUAUGGUGGCCGGGAAUGGAUAAAGAGGUCACCAAAUGGGUUUCUUUGUGCGAAGGAUGUCGAUUGGUUGGGUUACCACAAAAACCUGAACCAUUGCGUCGUAGACCUCUGCCAGCAGAAGCAUGGACUGAUGUGGCAAUUGAUUUUCUUGGUCCUCUGCCAUCUGGUGAAUACCUUUUUGUAAUAAUCGACUACUUCAGCAAGUACAAGGAGGUUGAAGUCAUGACCAAAAUUACUGCACGUGAUACUGUCGAAAGGCUUAGUAGUAUUUUUCGGCGAUUAGGUUUUCCCAGAACCAUUACGCUAGACAAUGCUAGGCAGUUUGUCAGUACGGAUUUCAGCGAAUAUUGCCAGCUACAUGGUAUUUUUCUCAACUACAGUACCCCUUAUUGGCCUCAACAGAAUGGAGAAGUAGAACGUCAAAAUCGUUCACUCUUGAAAAGACUACAAAUUAGUUGUGCUCUAAAGCGAAAUUGGCGUAAGGAUUUGGAUGACUAUUUAAUGAUGUAUUACUCAACUCCGCAUUCAACUACUGGGAAAACUCCUACAGAGCUUCUAACUGGUCGGACUAUUAGAACCAAAAUACCGUCAUUGAAGGAUAUAGAAACAGCUCCAUCAAGUGAAGACUUUCGAGAUCGUGAUUGGAUUCAAAAGUAUCGGUCUGUUGAUCGGGAGAAUGCUAAUCGGCAUGCUAAAGCAUCGAGAAUUGAGUUAGGAGAUACGGUUCUUAUGAAAAAUCUUACCCCUGGGAAUAAGUUAAGUACGACAUACGGACAGGCAGAAUACACAGUUCUUGAUAAAGAAGGAUCUCAUGUGACUAUUCAGAGCGAUGCGACAGGAAAGACUUUCCAGAGGAAUACAGCUCAUUUGAAAAAAAUUGAUCAACCAAUUGAAGGUGAGGUUGGUGAAUGUUCGGGUGUCAUUCCAGCACAACAGAUCCCGCCCACGCUUCAAUCAAUGGUCCAGGGUCAUCCAUCGAUUGACGAUACAACCCAUUCUUUGGAAGUGAACGAUAGCCAGACCAGACCAAAGCGUACCACCCGUAGACCAAUGAAAUAUGAUGACUACGUCGAGGAAUAUAUUGAAUAGCUAGGUCUGGAGA
Molecule: messenger RNA, 1274 nt
Organism: Armigeres subalbatus
Lineage: Eukaryota; Metazoa; Arthropoda; Insecta; Diptera; Culicidae
Exons: 2
Coding region: 77-1261 (394 amino acids)
Biological process (GO): DNA integration
Molecular function (GO): nucleic acid binding
Source: RefSeq, a predicted model, not a curated record